Messenger RNA from Drosophila simulans, 1473 nucleotides. RefSeq names its product accessory gland protein Acp29AB (gene lectin-28C). The coding region runs from base 63 to 890 and encodes 275 amino acids. Lineage: Eukaryota; Metazoa; Arthropoda; Insecta; Diptera; Drosophilidae. The transcript has a single exon. The record is from RefSeq and is a predicted model, not a curated record. Gene Ontology annotation, molecular function: signaling receptor activity.
GCAUGGAAAUUCACAUUUAGUGCAUUAUAAACGUUCGUCUAAAGAGGUUCAAUUUACUAAGCAUGUUCCAGCUGAAAACUCUCCUAUAUUACGGAACUAUCGCAAUAGUUAUAAAAGCAACACCUCCAGGAUGCGACGAAAUAAAUGGUUUGGAUUGCCGAUUGCAGGAUCCUCCCAAUCAAUGCGGGGCACUCUGCCUCUCAGCGCUGAUGCCACUGAUCGAUCACAUUGCCGAGCACCAGGAACAGUGGAAAACCUGCAACCUUGACCAUAACCUAACCAAGGCAAAGUUUCAAGAAAUACAGGGCCAUCAGAGGGAUAUUCAAAAACAAAUUGAGAGCCAGAACACAUCGCUAUCGGAUUCGUGGAAGAAGAUCAUUGCGGAGGAUAUCGAGAACAGGAUCAAUAGGCUAGAACUUAAGAUGGAAGGUCAACUAUCUGUCCUACAUAAAGAAUUGUCCAGUAUAAAGACGUCGCUGAAGAAUAUCACUUCGCAAAUAAGCAUAUUAAAAAGGUUCAAGCGAAUCGGAUCGAGAUAUUUGCACAUCGAAGAAACGGACAAACGAAGUUGGACUAGUGCCUUGAGCGCAUGUCAGGAGAUGGGAGGAAAUCUAGCCUCAAUUAUAAAUGAAGGAGACUUUAGUGCUAUCGUGUCGCAACUAACCAAAGGCGUCAAAUAUAGGUUUGGCAUUAGUGAUCUGGCUAAAAAGGGCGAAUUCAUAUCUGUGUCCUCCGGAAAGAGAGCACCUUUUCUGAAAUGGAAGCCUAAGGAGCCAGUAUACGAUGAUGACGGUCAGCAUUGCAUUAAUGUACAUAACGGUGCCAUGUGGGUUGAUUCUUGUACUAAUGAUAUGAAUUACAUUUGCGAGCCUAAUCAAAAUAUUUUGUAAACAGAUAUAUAUAUAUAUAUAUAUAGACUUGCAAUGUGAAAAAUACAAAAAGAAAUCUUGUACAGAUAAUUCGUUAAACUUUUAUUUAGCCAUUGAUGUUUUGUGUUUUUUAACAUUAUAUACUUGAGUAUUUUAAUCUUCAUUUUUUUGUUGCCUUUCGAGUGCUUCGCACAUAUCUAUUUCAUGACAAAUCGUGUACGAAAAGUGCAAUAUGAAAUUGGAAUAAAUUGCCUACUUGAAAAUGCGUUUGUGAUGAAAAUCGUGUACCACGUAUAUAUCGUUAAUCGGUAUCAAGAUCGAUAUCUCUAUCGAUAACUAAGGCUAGCUCGCAGUGAGUGUUUCGAGUGUUUUGUGUGAGUGUAUAACGCAUCGUUCGCUUAAAGACCUAGACUUAAGACUAAACAAACAAUUUGAAACAAACAGCCUAGAUGGAAAACAUACUUCUCGUACAUCAGGUAGAAACAACAUCAGAGGUAAGAAUUACUCAUCUAUAGGAGUAAUACCCCCAUGAGCUGGGUUAUGGAGAGGGGAUGGGGGAGAUUCGUUGCUUGGUAAACUUUGUCACGCGUUAAGGUCCUUGAAA